Molecule: messenger RNA, 2243 nt
Organism: Seriola aureovittata
Lineage: Eukaryota; Metazoa; Chordata; Actinopteri; Carangiformes; Carangidae
Gene: drd4a
Product: dopamine receptor D4a
Exons: 5
Coding region: 626-1948 (440 amino acids)
Biological process (GO): adenylate cyclase-inhibiting dopamine receptor signaling pathway; adenylate cyclase-activating adrenergic receptor signaling pathway
Cellular component (GO): plasma membrane
Molecular function (GO): dopamine neurotransmitter receptor activity, coupled via Gi/Go; G protein-coupled receptor activity
Source: RefSeq, a predicted model, not a curated record
GCUGUGUCUCCUGCAGGAGCUCAAGGACUGAAGGACACCGCAAAGCGCAGCUUCUAAGCGGCUUUAAUCGGCUAAUUUGGCCCCGGUGGCCUUUCGCAGGCUGCAGGUGAACGCACCGGAGUUGAAGACACCCGCAGCCCGAUGUGUGAACCCCUUCACACCGAAAUCCACUUCAGAUGGUCUUCACUCUUCAACAUGGGCUUCUAAGUGAGAUGUGGAUUUUCUCAACGUUAUUUUAAGAGGUAAUUUGAGGAUUUUAACGCGUCUUUGAUCAAACUUCCUCUGAGUUUCUUCACGCUGCAAAAUGCUCUUUCUCAAGAAAACAGACGGAACUUUAUCACUAUCGAUUACAUUUAUAUGAGUUGACGUUUUAAUGUGUUUCACUGUGUAAAUAGGAUCAAAUUUCACCUGCUUCCAUUCUGUUUUACGCGAGUUUUUGCGUAAAGUGCGCACCGGAGCGCCCUGGAGCAGCACAGUAGAGUCCGGUAGAGUGUUGAGUCGAGUCUCCAUGGCACUAUGAUGAAACCACUGUGUGAGGACCAGAGUCCGGCUCGGUAUACAUGAGAGCCCGGUGGCCGCGUUGCUGUGGCUCGGACCGGGACGGAGCGGAGGAGCCGCGGCGGAGAUGGCAGCCAACCUGAGCGCGGCGGCGGAGGCGGAGGCGCCGCUCCCAGACUCGGCCGCGGCGACGCGAUACAACUGGCCGGCCCUGGUGUUCGGGGUGCUGCUGAUCGUGGUGAUCAUCUGCGGGAACCUGCUGGUGUGUCUGAGCGUGUUCACCGAGAAGGCGCUGAAGACCACCACUAACUACUUCAUCGUCAGUCUGGCGGUGGCGGAUCUGAUGCUCGCGGUGCUCGUGCUGCCGCUCUUCGUCUUCUCAGAGUUUCAGGACGGCGUGUGGACCCUCAGCACCACCGUCUGUGACGGUCUGAUGACCAUGGAUGUGAUGCUGUGCACCGCCUCCAUCUUCAACCUCUGCGCCAUCAGCAUCGACAGGUUCAUCGCCGUGUUGAUCCCUCUCAACUACAACAGGAAGCACGUGGACCUGCGGCAGACGGUGCUGCUGUCGGCCACCUGGAUCCUGGCCCUAGCCGUGGCCUCGCCCGUCAUGUUCGGCAUCAAUAACGUGCCUGGUCGCGACCCUGGCGAGUGCAAACUGGAGAACGACAACUACGUCCUCUACUCGUCUGUGUGCUCUUUCUUCAUCCCCUGCCCCAUUAUGCUGCUGCUGUAUUGCGGCAUGUUUCGUGGCCUGCGGCGCUGGGAGGAGGCGCGUAAAGCCAAGCUGAGGAACAGCAUCCAGGCGUGCCGCAAGCUGCAGGAGGCCGCCGCCUCGCUGCCGCCACUGGCUUCCCUGCCGCCGCCGCUGCCACCCAUCAUAGAGCGGGAACUGACAGAUACUCCGGAUGAACCGUCCACCUUCCCGUCCACGGAUCGGCCCUUCCACUCAGAGUACAAAGACGGACCCGUGCGGACGGUGAGCUUUGCGGAGAUCAGGUUCAACCCUGACCCUCACAGGAGGAAGAGGGCCAAGAUCAACAGUCGGGAGAGGAAGGCCAUGAAGGUGCUACCUGUUGUUGUGGUGAGGCUGAUACCUGGAUAUAGGCCCAAUGAUGGAAAGGUAGCAGCUAAGAAGACACGACAUGUAGAUAAGACUGGAGAGCCUGUAGUCACCUCGCGACACCAAGCUAAAGCUGGGCAGACACGGUGCCUUCCUGUUCUGCUGGACUCCCUUCUUUGUCCUGCACACAAUGCGAGCUCGCUGUCAGGACUGCCACGUCCCACCGGCCCUGAUGAGCGUGGUGACGUGGCUCGGGUACGUCAACAGUGCUCUGAACCCCGUCAUCUACACUGUCUUCAACACAGAGUUCAGGAACUUCUUCAAAAAGUUUCUGCACCGCUGCUGCUCCUAGAACUGCAACGCUACCGCUGCAUGGACCAUUUCUAAACGUACAACAGCUGCAAUAGUCGCUAAUGACUGUUGGAUUUAGUGUCUUUAGUCUGUGAAUGUUGCCAUUGUUUCCGUCCUCUGUGAGGUUUUUAAUUUUUUUUUUACAUGUGACGACAGCAAAGUUUGUUUGAGCUUCAAGUUUCCUGUUAAGAAGUUUCAGUCUGAAGAACAAACUGUACAUAGGAUCAGCAACACAUCUACAUCAUAUUACCAACAAGAACCGAUUUUAUAUGUGGCAAUUCAUCUUUUCAGAAUAAAAGUUUUCACUAAAAAUCGGGUUGUGUGUAGUGCA